AUGUCUCUCAACAGACAAAGACCUCGCACUCGUGUAAAUAGCAGAGCAAACACUUUACCGCUAUUGUCCAACAUCACAAUGAGUACUGGUACCACAAGCGCCACUGCGACUACAAUGGAUACCUCGAACAGUGCCUUUUUACCUUCCAUAGAAGAAUCACUGCAAGAUUGGCUGUCGAGGAGCAUACCCGACACACCGUCUUCCUCCGUUUCUUGGCUACUGGAUACUUGUAGGUGCUGCAAUCACAGCGAUUGCGAAAACUUGGAAACGAUAUCAAGCACGAUUCGAAAGCUGGAAAAUGAUGCUCGUUUAGCGGCAGUAAUAGGACAAAGCUUACUACAAAAACAUGAGCAGUUUGCCGCUGAGUCCAAUGACAUGAAGCAGCAGCUUGAACAGCAAGUGGAUCUAUUGCAAGACAAGAUACGUGAAUUGGGGCAGUCGCUGAUCGAGUCUGAUACUUGCAAACAGGAAUACCUGCAGGAAAAGAACAAAGCGACAUGGGAAUGCCAGAAACUACAAAAAGCAUUAGAUGAAACAACUUCAGAUUUGGAUAUAUGCAACAACAGAUGUCUGCAACUCGGAUCAGAGCUCAAAGUGAAGAAUAAUGAAGCCGAGAAGCUGAGGAUUUUCAAGUUUAUGGCAAGGCAGGCAGACAUACGCGAAGACACACUAAGAGCAAAGCUGGAAGAUGUAAAGCAGGAGCUGGCGAUAUCGAGAAAAGCAGAACUCACAUUGGAAUCUAAACACAAGAAACUAAGGACAAAGUAUGAAUCCAUGUGCUUCUCCUAUGAGAAACUAAAGCUGGAUCAGCAAGAGAUGGGAAUUACGCCGAAUCAUCAGCUGGAUUUAGUGUGGCUAAGAGAGUCAAAUGAGAAGCUACGAAAAGAUGUACUCAAGCUUACUUCUGCCCUGCUAUCGCCCACUGCAUCUGAUCUGCAAAUGACCAACCAUAACCAGCUCAUUGACUUGAUCAAAGAGUUAGCAUCUGCCAACAACAAGCUGAAAUCAGAUUUACUCGACUGCAAUGAUUUGCUCUUGGAAUGUAGAAGCGACCUCUAUGCCAAACAGGACGCUCAUAUGCAGCAUGACGAUGGUAGCUAUAAUGAUGAAAAUUGCGACAGACUCAGUACAUCUGCGCCCCAGAAAUCAUCUACCAUAUUGGACGCACUACCGAGAUUGCCAAGGCAUCAACAAAAAGAUGAAACAGGUACCGCAUCUGUCUCACAAGAGGCAUCAGCUCCCAUUGUACACCACCACUAUCAUUAUUAUAUGCGAAAUAAGCUAUUGGCUGAGAAAGGGAAAAAUAAAACUGCUGUUGCUACAGCAACAACAAAACUAAAGGCAGAUCAGACUAUGCCAAAGGCGACACUUUCAUCGUCCUCGCUAUCAAAGAUUGACACAAGCUCCCCGUUCAAGCAACUGUACAGUCAGGUUUUCAAUGUACUGCAGCGAUUGCAACAAACCGACAUUAGAGCAUUAAAUAGACGAUUGAGGCGGGCAUUCGAUAUCCUUGAACUGAGCAGCAUGAGCAACUCCAUCAUUGAGAAUAUCGUUACAGACGUGGAUGGUUUCAGAACAAGGUUUUUAUGGAUCGAAGAUUCAUCGCUGGUGAAACAAGAGACAUGGAUUCAUGAUGUAUCCAUGUUGGAGUUCUUUCCAAUCAUAGGGCUGGUGCAGGAGAUGUUAAAGGAGAUUGGUCAGCUUAGAACUACCAUGAAUGAUCUACAAGUAGAGUACGUCAAGAAGGUGGAAGAGAGUGACAUUCGCUUAGAAGAAGAGGUUCUGAGAAAACAACAACAACAACAACAACAACAACAACAACAGCAGCAGGAACAGCAACAACAACAAAUUGCACACAAAGAACAAAGCAAGACGUCAAGUGCUCUCUCCUGGCUAUCCAAUGUAUUUCAACGCUCACCAACACCUACACCCAAAGAGAGAAAAACAAUGCAACCAAUGGCAUCUCACAGUUCUUUGCAUGCACGAUUCAUGGCAUCCAAUAUAAGCGAUGUGAGUGUACAUUCCACAUCCAUUCAUCCCUUGUCAAAGCCAAAAAUGAUUCCAUGUCCAUCCAACUCAAACACCACAGCAACAAUAGAGAGAUCGUCCAACAAAAUUGCCAUUCGUCGUCAAAAGAGCGACAUUGAUCGAUACGGACCACCAUCUAGCUUUCCUACUCGAUCGUCAGCUGUUGCGAUUGGUAAUGAAAAGUUCAAGCGUCGAUCCACAAACACAACAGUAGCCGUACCCUCAUCUGUCAGCUUUUCUUCGUCACCCAAUAGCAAUCAUCUAUAUCUUCACAGUAGUAUCAGUAGCACUGGCAGUAAUUCAGCCAAAGUAACCAUCCCACUCAGAGCAUCACAGAGUGCUGGUACAGUCAGAAAAUCGCAAUCUAUGCAAGCACCAGCUUUGGAAUACGUAGUUAGAAGGAAAAGAUCCACAUUAGGCUUAAGUUCAUCGUCCUCCAAUGACUAUGAUCUACCUCAAAGUACAUCGUCUGAAAUGACAGGCGCAUUUACUACGACAAGUUGGUUGGGAAAUAAAUGA
This is a messenger RNA of Mucor velutinosus, 2547 nucleotides long. RefSeq names its product Bifunctional purine biosynthetic protein ADE5,7 (gene ade5). The record is from RefSeq and is a predicted model, not a curated record. The transcript has 6 exons. NCBI's taxonomy places the organism in Eukaryota, Fungi, Mucoromycota, Mucoromycetes, Mucorales, Mucoraceae. The coding region runs from base 1 to 2547 and encodes 848 amino acids.